UUUAUGUAAAUACGGAUGAAGAAUGCUGGCAAUGCCUGCUCGACUUCAGACUCAGAAAGCACGGAAAACAACAGCGUGUUCUUGUUACAACAGAGCAUUGAUUUCUUUCUGACUUAUGCCAGUACUGGAGGGAUAACUAGCAACAGCUGUAGGAAAUUUACAAGAUUGUUUGUUUGUUAUACGCAGACUGUCGGUCAUCGGAAAUGAAGAACAGUCAUGUAAACAUGGAUCGGUGUAAUCCAACAGAUGGAUGUAAGAAGUUUAAACGAAAGGUUCGAGAUUCUGUUAAACAUGAGGAAAAGAGCUUACAUGACUCUGAAAAAAGCAUGGACUCAGUGGGACCUUUGCUGGGGGAGGUUUAUGGAAAAACACGCAAAAAAAAGUUACCCCAUUUUGAUCCAACUGGAAAAUACAUCCGACAACCGGACAUUUUAAAUACUGCUCUUGAUAUGAAAAUGUAUACUUUACCAUCUUUGACUAGGAAUGAAACGGAAACACCACUAUGGACGAUUUCGGAGACAUCGGUUAAAAACAGAAACGACAUAACAUCCCUGCAAGUUUCAGUCUUCGAUAAUCAGCAAGCGUUUCCAACAAAUUAUCCACCAGAAUCGCGUAUUCUGUUGUGCAAACGCUCUGAAACAUCUCUCUGCUCAACCUCUCGGGGUUCAUACCUCCAUAACAGUGUUGACCCGACCGACUCACUUCGGAAACGAUCGGAAGAGCAGCCCCCUGGCGUCGUUACAGAGAUCAAAGCAAUUCAGCAGACACGAAGACUCCUGGCAAAUGCUCGAGAGAGGACCCGGGUGCAUACGAUCAGUGCAGCAUUUGAGGCUCUACGAAAGCAGGUGCCCUGCUACUCCUAUGGACAGAAACUCUCCAAGCUGGCUAUAUUAAGAAUUGCUUGCAACUAUAUCCUGUCACUGGCUCAACUUGUAGAUCUGGACUAUACACCAGACCACAGCAACAUGAGCUUCAGAGAAUGUGUUGAGCAGUGCACCAGAACCCUGCAGGCUGAGGGUCGCUCCAAGAAGAGAAAGGAAUAAAAUGAAGACUCCGGCUUAGAAGAGAGAAGAAAUUCACCACAAUGUUCAAGACAAGGCAUAUUCUACACUGAAGCAUACUUACACUUGAAGUGUGAUAUCCUGGAAUGGUCUACAGAAGUAGGUUAAAGCAUGCAAAAGAGAAAAAUGUCAGAAUUACAAAUAAUAAUAAUAAUGACUGAAGGCACUAAUUGAGAUAUAAUACAUUUAACACUGCAACAUAUUGUACAAAAGAACACACUAUAUUAUUAUAAUUCUGUAUAAUAAAACAAUAAAAGAUUAUUGUAAAAUGCCCAUGUGAUGUAAUGUUGAUCUGAUUACACAUUGCAGCUUUAAAAAUAUGUCAGUCAGCAUGAAGGAUUUAAUUCAAUCUUGAAUUUGAAGCUUGGAAAACUGCAUGGAUGGGUUUGGUAACACAUCGUUAUGAAUAAAUGUUGAAUAACAAACCGCUUCAACUCUAAAUAUGAGAUAGUAUACAUUUAAUUUUUCCCCCUCCAAAUAAAUAUUCAAAGCA
Molecule: messenger RNA, 1554 nt
Organism: Neoarius graeffei (lesser salmon catfish)
Lineage: Eukaryota; Metazoa; Chordata; Actinopteri; Siluriformes; Ariidae
Gene: atoh8
Product: atonal bHLH transcription factor 8
Exons: 3
Coding region: 204-1043 (279 amino acids)
Molecular function (GO): DNA-binding transcription factor activity; protein dimerization activity
Source: RefSeq, a predicted model, not a curated record